GAUAGUUCAAACCGGCGGCGGCCGGGGAGCAGCACCAUGGCGAGGCUGCCCUGCGCCGUGCCAGUGGGCGGCUUCGACUCCUCUGACGAAGAGGCCCCUGAGGAGGACCCGAGGCCGCUCCCCAUCUCCUGGCUGUCUUUGUCUCCUGUCUACUCUUCUAAAUUCCUGGGACUGUGUUCCCUUCCAGGUUGCAGGUUUAAGGAUGUUAGAAGAAAUCUUCAGAAAGAUAUAGAAGAACUAAAGAACUAUGGGACCCAGGAUAUAUUUGUGCUUUGUACCAGAGGGGAGCUCUUAAAAUACCGAGUACCAAACCUUAUAGAUACCUACCAACAGCACGGGAUCUGUGUGCACCACUAUCCUAUUCCUGACGGGGAUGCUCCUGACAUUGCCAAGUGCUGCAAAAUUCUGGAAGAGCUCAGAAGCUGCCUGGAAAGUAACCGGAAAACAAUUGUACACUGUUAUGGUGGCCUCGGACGCUCGUGUCUUGUAGCUGCGUGUCUCCUGCUUCAGCUUUCGGACACGCUGGCACCUCAGCAAGCGAUAGACAGCCUCAGGAAUUUGAGAGGAUCUGGGGCGAUACAGACCAUCAAGCAGUACAAUUACCUCCAUGACUUUCGAGAGAACCUAGCUGCACACCUGGCAACAAAGGAGACGGUACUAAGAUCGGUAUCGCGCUAACUCAUACUGGCGCGGUGUAGCUUUGUGUCCCCGUGGCUGCGGCAGACAGCGGGACAAGACGCCUCACUCCUGACCUCCACAGUGUCUCGUGCCUGCUGCCUCCGUGACACAGCUGCCUGCUUUCACACUCUGUCUUUAAUACUGCCUUAAAAAUAUAUGGAAGUGUAUUCGUGUUCGUUACUCUUCUGCUGGUGGCCUGCAUGCCUAACGAGCUUGUUUUUAAUACAAUAAUGACCUACCUCACAUAGAACAUCACUUGGUACCGAGAGCAUAUGCGUCCGCUGACAUAAGCGGCGUGCUGACAUCCUGCGCGCUGCUUCAGUGAAGGUACCCAGGGGAAGGGAGACCCCGCUGUCAAAAGCAGCGACUGAAUUUCAUUUUGACUUCACCUCUGCUCUACGUAGCAUGAGAGCUGGGACAAGCAACUGCACGUGAAGGCAGGACAUGGGAGGAAAGAGAAUAGUCCAUAACUCCUCACAGCUGCACGCAGACGUCCACUACCCAUAGCUGGCUUCUGCCCCAGUGCGUAGAGGAAGACACGAAAGUUAAUUCCUUCUCUACUACCUUUGUAAGAGAGUCAUGCUGGGAUAACAUAGUGAGGUAAAAAAUUACAAAACUUGAGCACUUUCAAAAAAACCCUCAGCUUUAGCUUUAAACCAAAGGAAAGUGAAGCAUGUGAACCUUCCUGCUGGAGUGCCUACCCCUUAUGAACUAGUAAGAACUCAGUCUAAAACGUCACAGUUCCGCCUAGUGCGGUCAGUGAUAUUAAGGAACAAGACCCCUCAUCCUGAUAGAAGGAGGUUUUACGCUGAAGGGCUGUGACAAACCAAGCAGGUGGGUUUUUAGAUGAAUGCGGUAGGAAGAGACGCUGCUGUAGCUGCGUGGGUGAGUUUCUGGCACAGCGCUCCUGCGUGCUAACGCUAGAGAAAGUAAAUAAACAGUCAGCUGCAGGCUGGAGAGAAUCUCACAGCAACACAUUGGUAACAGUGCACGUCCUUCCUGUUUAACUCUAUCUACUCGUAAAGACCAGAGAAGAUUAACAGACUCCUCAAGAAAACAUUUAAACUAGUUCUGUCCUGUUCUGAGGAAGUGAUGAUGAUCCGCCUCAGUGCCCAGGUCUCCUCUGACGCCCUGUGAGAUAAGUUUUGGCUCUGGGAAGAGGGCCCGUGUCACCCAGGCCGGGCCUUGCCCUCUUAGACAAACAGCUCUGGGCUGCAGUCACUGAGUGUCCGCAUCCUGACUGUCCUCCUGCCCUGUCACCAUCUCCUCUUCCCUUGUAGGUAAAUCUCUUAAGUGCUUUUUUCCUCCCCAAGUGUCCAGUACCAGCACCACCAAGAGCUGCCAUCCUGCUCCCAGGGUCACCCUCCUGUGCUCCCCACA
Chroicocephalus ridibundus (black-headed gull) is the source of this 2058-nucleotide messenger RNA. It is a transcript of the gene CDKN3, whose product is annotated as cyclin dependent kinase inhibitor 3. The record is from RefSeq and is a predicted model, not a curated record. Gene Ontology annotation, molecular function: protein tyrosine phosphatase activity. Lineage: Eukaryota; Metazoa; Chordata; Aves; Charadriiformes; Laridae. Gene Ontology annotation, biological process: protein dephosphorylation. Bases 37 to 678 code for a protein of 213 amino acids. The transcript is spliced from 8 exons.